Molecule: messenger RNA, 2331 nt
Organism: Lacerta agilis (Sand lizard)
Lineage: Eukaryota; Metazoa; Chordata; Lepidosauria; Squamata; Lacertidae
Product: glutathione S-transferase 3-like
Exons: 7
Coding region: 93-785 (230 amino acids)
Biological process (GO): glutathione metabolic process; xenobiotic metabolic process
Molecular function (GO): glutathione transferase activity
Source: RefSeq, a predicted model, not a curated record
AAAACGGCGAGGGAGGCGUUGCCUGCUCCUGGACUGCGGGCGCCUUUCAGCAUUUGCAGGCUACCACCGAAGGCAAUCAAGAAGCUGAAAUCAUGUCUGGAAAGCCUAAACUGUACUACUUUGAUGGAAGAGGCAAGAUGGAGUCAAUACGAUGGCUCUUAGCAGCAGCUGGGGUGGAGUUCGAAGAGGAAUUUCUGGAGACCAGAGAGCAAUACGAGAAGCUGCUUCAAGAUGGAUCCCUCCUCUUUCAGCAAGUGCCCAUGGUGGAAAUGGAUGGGAUGAAGAUGGUUCAGACGCGAGCUAUCCUCAGCUACAUCGCGGCAAAGCACAACCUCUACGGGAAGGACCUAAAGGAGAGAGCACUAAUUGACAUGUAUGCAGAAGGAACAACGGACCUAAUGGUCUUGAUAAUGGUGUACCCUUUCUUAACACCUGAGGACAAGGAGAAGCAACUGGCUACAGUCAUCAAAAAAGCAACACAAAGAUAUUUCCCUGUUUAUGAAAAGGUGCUGAAGGGCCAUGGAGAAGAUUUCCUUGUUGGCAACCAGUUCAGCUGGGCAGAUGUCCAGCUGCUUGAAGCUAUUCUGAUGGUGGAGGAAAAAUCCUCCAGUGUUCUGGCCGACUUCCCUCACUUGCAGGCAUUUAAAGAAAGAAUCAGCAACAUCCCCACAAUUAAGAAUUUUUUGGAGCCGGGAAGCCAGAGGAAACCUGUGCCUGAUGAGAGAUACGUGGAGACUGUGAGAAGGGUCCUCCAGAUGUAUCACAAAAUGUCUGCAAGUCCUUAGGCAGUAUUUCUGCUGAGCUCCAGAGAAUCACCAGUACUAAUACCUAAUAACAAUGGCUGUCAUAAAACUCAUGGCAUUGUAUUAAGAGACUAGACUGCUGUAUGACACUUGAUAGCUGCUAAACAGGCUUCUCAAUGGGGAUGUGCAUUCAUUCUAUCCACACAAAAAAACAAUACGCCCACAUCUAAAACGCAUUUAAAUUGCACAAUUUCAGCUGUAUGCUGGCAAGGUGGGGAUGCUCUUGUGAGAUCUGGCAGGAAGUUGGAUUGUCCAGCAGGAUCUUGCGAGAGCAGUCCUACCAGUCCCAGAGAUGGCACAGCGAAAUUUGAGGUGCCAAGGUCCACCACUGGUCAUGGCUACCUGCAAAGAACCCUGGGAACUGUAGUUUGUUGAGAGUUCUGAGAGCUGGUUGGAGACCCCUAUUCUCCCCACAGAUCUACAACUUCCAGAACUCCUUGGGGAGAGGGAUUGGUUGUUACAAAGCACUCUAGGACAGACUAAAUACCCUGCUGGAUAUUUGAGCCAGGCAGGAUUUCAAAUUCAGAGACAUUUUUAAAAGGCAUUCCCCCCCCCCUUGUCUCGAAAAUGGGCGCCUUUGAUCUGUUUGAAUCUUGUCAGAUCUGGUGCCUUUGUGGAGUAGUACUAUAGCCUGUAAAUUCAAAGCCAUUUGGCUGCCCUACUCCAGGCUGAAAGGUGGAAGAAGACUGUCUGGUCUCCAUUGAAAAUUCAUGGAAGAUUGGUUAUCAGACUUGAGGGAUCUUUCUCAAGUAUCCCUGGAAUCUAGCAAAAAGUUAAAAGUUAGAUGGCAAAAGACAGGGUGUGUCUCCUUCUGAGCUGAAACCCAACAAACAAAUGAACGGAUUUUGAAUUAACUAAAUAUGAAAAGCUUCAAAAAAUGAAUUAUAUAAACACCUUUUCCAUUCAGAAAGCAAAACGAAACCAAAAUUUCUCAUGCACAUCCCUACUUCUUGUGUACUUGCUAGUAGUAGCAUAUGUAGCAAAGGGAGAGUGCCAUAUACAAGGCCUUCUUUAUUAGCAGAUAUAUUGAUUAAUUUUCCUACUCUUUUUGGAAUGGAGCUUUCUUUAUUAAAUAUAUUUUGUGUAUCCUGUUUCACCGGGUGAAGCAAUAUUUUUAUUCGGCUGGACGGAUAAAAGAAACACUAUUAGAAGGGAAGCUCAGACAACCCUUUUCUGCCUACCAGUGUUUUCUGCCAAUGGAAGGGGUUUGCUGCAGAGCUGGACAAAAUGUUUCAGUCUUUCUGCCUUUCAUUGCAGGUAUUUCUGAGCUCAGACGGCCAAGGUUAUGCAAAACGCAUGAAUACAUUCCAAGUGACACUUAUUUGCAAAUUCCUGUGAAAUCAAAAUACACUUAAGUUGCUAGGCCUUCAAUAUAUUUUAUCUAUCUCCUACAACUUUUGCGUUCUGUUAUUAUACUAAGCUGACAUUUGAUUUGACAUAUUCAAUUUAUGUAGUGUUUUUUCUUCCUACUGCUGCUACAAUCUGGAAAACUCUUUCUAAUAAACUACCUUGAUUCCUGAGUAAAGAA